Molecule: messenger RNA, 1761 nt
Organism: Hyaloperonospora brassicae
Lineage: Eukaryota; Oomycota; Peronosporomycetes; Peronosporales; Peronosporaceae
Source: the annotation of a GenBank genome assembly
AUGCUGCGGGCUGUCCUGCGCUCGUUCUCCCCCGUUAGCCCUUUGCGACGCGCCACUCGCUUCCUGAGUCACUCCUCGGCUACUACCAACGCCGAAUACGACUACGUAAUCGUUGGCGGUGGCUCUGCUGGCUGCGUGCUGGCCAACCGACUCACAGAAGAUGCGGCCAACAACGUGUUGCUGGUCGAGACAGGGCCAGACGACCGCAGCAAGUGGGACUCGUGGAAGAUCCACAUGCCGGCCGCCCUGACGUACAACUUGGCCGACCACAAGUACAACUGGUGCUACCACACAGAGCCCCAGAAACACCUGAACGGACGGGUGUUGCCCUGGCCGCGCGGCCGCGUGCUUGGCGGCUCCUCGUCGCUCAACGCCAUGGUCUACAUCCGCGGCCACGCGUACGACUAUGACGACUGGCACGAGAGCGGGGCCACGGGAUGGAGCUAUGCUGACUGCCUGCCGUACUUCCGCAAGGCGCAGCACCACGAGCUCGGGCCGGACGCGUACCGAGGCGGCGAUGGCCCUCUUUACGUCACUCGUGGCAACCAAAAGCACCAGCCCCUGUUUCAAAAGUUCAUUGAUGCUGGCGUGCAGGCUGGCUACCCGUUUACGGACGACAUGAACGGAUACCAGCAAGAAGGGUUCGGCUGGAUGGAUAUGACGGUCUGGAAAGGACGUCGAUGGAGCACGGCUUCGGCCUACUUGCGGCCAGCCAUGGCGCGCUCGAACCUGACAGUUGUCACGGACACUUUUGUCCGCAAGGUGGUGUUCGAAGGCAAGAAAGCAGUGGGCGUCGAGACGGAAGACCGGAAGCAGAAAACGACUGCGCACGUGCGCGCGGUGAAAGAGGUGAUCCUGUCUGGAGGCGCAGUCAACUCGCCCCAGUUGCUAAUGCUCUCGGGUGUCGGCGAUGCUGACCACCUGAAAGCGGUGGGUGUACCAGUGGUCCAACAUCUUCCUGCAGUGGGUCGGAACAUGGAGGACCACCUCGAUCUGUACAUCCAGUACAUGUGCAAGCAGCCGAUCACGCUGCACAACGCUACUUGGAAGUACCCGCACAAGAUGGUGGCAAUUGGCUUGGAAUGGAUCUUUCGGCAGACUGGCAUGGGCGCGUCCUCUCAUCUCGAGUCCGGCGGCUUCAUCCGCAGUGACGUAGGCAAGCGCCAGCCAGACUUGCAGUACCACUUCCUGCCUGGCUCGCUGACAGGCCAGCUGACCCCUGGCGCGUACCACGCCAUGCAGGCUCACUGCUCACCAAUGCGCGCACAGAGUCGUGGCUGGUUGAAACUACGAAGCAACGACCCGCAUGAGCCGCCGAUGAUCGAGCCAAACUACCUGAGCGUGGAACAAGACUUGAUUGACAUGCGCAUGGGGGUGAAGCUCACGCGUGAGAUUUUCGAGCAGCAGACGCUGGACGAGUACCGUGGGGACCCGGUUUCACCGUCGAAGGACGUGCAAAGCGAUGCUCAGAUCGACGAGUGGAUCCGCCAGAACACGGAAAGCGCGUAUCAUCCGUCGUGUACGAACCGCAUGGGCGUCGACGACAACACAGUCGUUGAUCCACAGACGCGCGUGCACGGGCUCGAGAACCUGCGCGUUGUCGAUGCGUCGAUCAUGCCGAACAUUGUGAGCGGCAACCUCAACGCGCCGACGAUUAUGCUUGCUGAGAAGGCGGCUGAUAUCAUCUUGGGCAACACUCCUCUCCCGAGGUCGACGGCGCCAGUGUACAAGCCGAAGGACUGGGAGAGUCGGCAGAGGUGA